AAGAAAGGUGGCAUGGAACCACAAGACGACCCCUACUACGGUCGAAAACCAGUUUCCAAGGCCCAGAUCCAGGACGUUGGACAGACCGGCUUGACACCCGAGCAGGAAUACUGGAACCGAGAGCGCAAGUACAGCGUCAAUGGUGUGGACGUUCGAAAAUUCAGUACUAGCAAAACAGGCGGCAUGGAACCUCAGAACGACCCAUACUAUGGCCGGAAACAAGUCUCUUCCAAGGAAACCGCUGGCAUCGGUGAGACCAUGAUGACGCCGGCCGAGGCCUUCGAAGUUCGCGAGCGCAAGCAAUCCCUCUUCCAGCUCUCGUCCGAUCCUUUCGAUGUCAUUGCUGGCCGCCAUCGACAAUCCGUGUCUGGCUUGGCAAGCGGCGCCUCCGCGGAGGCAACCCGCCGUCGCAGUUCUGCUGUAGCCCCCGACGCCGCUGCAGCUGCCGCCUCUCACAACCGAUAUCACGGACAAAAUCUCGAGCCGAUCGAGAGCAGAGCUGAGGUUCCACCCGCGUCG
Messenger RNA from Exophiala aquamarina CBS 119918, 519 nucleotides. RefSeq lists its product as uncharacterized. The transcript has 3 exons. The record is from RefSeq and is a predicted model, not a curated record. The annotation marks the transcript as partial. NCBI's taxonomy places the organism in Eukaryota, Fungi, Ascomycota, Eurotiomycetes, Chaetothyriales, Herpotrichiellaceae.